Messenger RNA from Gossypium arboreum, 1295 nucleotides. Its product is annotated as probable leucine-rich repeat receptor-like protein kinase At1g35710. Gene Ontology annotation, molecular function: protein binding. The coding region runs from base 186 to 1160 and encodes 324 amino acids. The record is from RefSeq and is a predicted model, not a curated record. NCBI's taxonomy places the organism in Eukaryota, Viridiplantae, Streptophyta, Magnoliopsida, Malvales, Malvaceae. The transcript has 11 exons.
UAAAAAUAACAACCGGGGGUUGACUUUCCAAAUUUGCGCGCGCCUCGCCCGACCAAACUUAACUGAAUCCGACACACUCUCAGCAAAAUAUCUGUGAACUCAGGUUUCCAAUUUUUCCAACUUUCGUUUUUGAUGAUCUCCUUCUUCAAUUGAUAUUUUUUUUAAAAGAACUAUAAUUGUUGAAAAUGGCGCGCUUAUUCACUCUUCUCUUCCUUUUCUUUCCAGUUCUCAACCUUUCCUUCUGCAAAACUCUCAAACGCGAUGUUAAAGCACUGAACGAAAUAAAGGCGUCGUUAGGUUGGAGAGUGGUGUACGCUUGGGUCGGUGACGAUCCUUGCGGCGAUGGAAAUCUGCCGCCGUGGUCCGGUAUCACCUGCACCCUCAUGGGUGACUACAGAGUUGUCACCGAAUUAGAAGUUUAUGCAGUGUCAAUCGUGGGGCCGUUUCCCGUUCCGGUGACAAAUUUGUUCGAUCUUACAAGACUUGAUAUGCAUAAUAACAAGCUGACCGGACCCAUUCCGCCUCAAAUCGAGCGGCUUAAACGUCUUAAAAUACUUAAUUUGAGAUGGAAUAAGCUACAAGAUGUUCUUCCUUCUGAAAUUGGUGAACUUAAGAGUCUAACACAUCUGUAUCUGAGCUUCAAUAACUUUAAAGGGGAAAUCCCGAAGGAGCUAGCGAGUCUACCGGAGCUUCGUUACUUACAUCUGCAUCAAAACCGGUUUUCAGGCCGGAUUCCAGCAGAGUUAGGUACUUUGGAGAAACUUCAGCACUUGGAUGUUGGGAACAAUCAUUUGGUCGGUACUAUAAAACAGCUCAUAAGCAUGUAUGGUUGUUUCCCAUCGCUUCGAAACCUUUACCUAAAUAAUAACUACUUAACUGGAGGAUUUCCGGCAAAGAUAGCAGGCUUGACCAACUUGGAAAUCUUGUACCUAUCCUACAACAAACUUUCAGGAGUAAUACCACAUGAAAUCAUUCAUCUCCCCCGGUUGACAUCCUUGCAUUUAGAUCACAACCAAUUUGCAGGAAGAAUUCCUGAAGCACUCUAUAGACAUCCCUUCGUGAAGGAAAUGUACAUUGCAGGAAAUUCAUUCCAGAAAGGAGCAAAAUCCAUCGGUGUCCCUAAGAUCCUGGAACUUGCUGACUCAGAGUUCCUAGUUUAGAGUCAAAAUAGCUAUGUAGUAUUCUCUAUUGUUGAUAUCAAUUUUGGAAAUUUAGAUUAUAUUUGCCAAGACAGUGGUUCAUCUAGUUCUCUAGCAAUGGAAAAUAAACAGAUUUACAUUGAAUCAUUUAAAAAA